Rangifer tarandus platyrhynchus (Svalbard reindeer) is the source of this 681-nucleotide messenger RNA. NCBI's taxonomy places the organism in Eukaryota, Metazoa, Chordata, Mammalia, Artiodactyla, Cervidae. The record is from the annotation of a GenBank genome assembly.
CUGCCCCCGCGCCCCGGCCGGGUAAGUGACGCCGCCGCCCCACGCGCCGCCCCCGCCGCCACCCCGCCCCCCCGGCCUCCGCCCCCCGCCCCUCCCCCGCCGCCCCAGCCCCCUCCUCCGGCCCCCGGCGCAGCUGGGCUCUGCGGAGACUUCGGCGACGCGGCCGCUGGGGUCCUCGGCGCUGCGGCCGUAGCCGCCGCCGGGAAGGGAUGGAGAGUCGGGGAGGGAGCUGCAGAGCCGCGUGCAGAGCUGGACCCCCUCCUCUGGUCCAUGGCCCCCGGGGUCAGGCCCUCCCUCGCGGGGCGCGCUCGCCCAGCCACGCCACCUCCCGGACCGAGGAGGACCGAGGCGGAGCGCGCCGCAGCCAGGGAGGUGGGGCCCGGCAGUGACCCCGCGGCAGGCGCGGUGCGGAGGGCGGGGUGGCAGCUCGGAGCCCGGCCCCAGCCUUCCCGCCUCUGGUCCAGCGGCCUCCGACGAGGACUCGCUCCCUGUCUCCUGCUCCCCCUCCUGUCCUGCUCCCCUCCUGGCGUCCCUCAGGCUGGCCCUAAGGUUGAGCACCUGCGCGCCGGGGGUCGCCUCCGAAGGCUGACCUUGCCAAAGCCCCCCCCGUCUGUGAGAGCUUUCCCAAAGGCUGAACCUUUCCUCAUCUUUUUGGCCCGGGGUUCGCUUUUUUCCCGGUAG